Messenger RNA from Emiliania huxleyi CCMP1516, 201 nucleotides. RefSeq lists its product as hypothetical. The transcript has 4 exons. The record is from RefSeq and is a predicted model, not a curated record. NCBI's taxonomy places the organism in Eukaryota, Haptophyta, Isochrysidales, Noelaerhabdaceae. Bases 1 to 201 code for a protein of 66 amino acids.
AUGUUCGUGACCACACCGUCACCGCACGUCGCGCUACUGGGCUGGUGGGUGUGGGACCACAGCCAGGAUACACUCGAAGGCUGGGAGCUGCGGGUCAGUUCGACAGCUGGAGCUGUGUCGCCGGCGUGCGGCGGCCUGCCUCCGGAGGGCUACAAUAGUGCCAGUGAGGCGGAGGCGCGAGUCGGAAGGCCGCGACCGUGA